AUGUUGCGCAAAUUAUAUGAUGAAGAACAAAUAGAGGAAGAUAAAUUUGAAGAAGAGGAGGAAGAAGAUUCCGGUCCCAUCUACGACACCGAUGGAGAAGGGGAAUUUUGUGAAAGAAUAAAUUUCUUGGUUGAAGAGGAAUUUAUUGAAGAAAUUGAAGAAGAAACUAAUUCCGUGAUCGGAGAUGAAUUUGUUGAAGCAAUUGUGGAAGAAAUCAAUUUUGUUGAUAUGGACAGAAUUGUUGAAGAAAUUGUGAUUUUUGUUGAACAACAAAUUUCAUUCCAAGAGCUUACAACCACGAGAACAAGUGAGUAUAAGUGUCACAAAAAUUCAAGUUCUCAUAUCUUUUAUGAACAUAAUUUCUUUUCUAAAGAUCUUAAAGAAAUCCAAAUUGGAAGCUUCAUUGAUCAAGAAGGUUUAUUCGUUUUUCAUCUUCAUUUUCGUUUCAAAGUGUGGGAGAUUUUUACACUUUGGAGGCCAUGGAAUGCUUAUAUUUUGCAUUUUGAAGGCCUUGGUGAGAGGUUUGAUUUUACUAAUUAUGAUCUUAAUGAUGAUGUUUUUGUUUUGUCUUCAUUCGUUGAUCAAAAGGAGAAAAAAGACUUGUGUAUUACUUUUGAUAAAAAGUUUUGUGCAAUUAGAGAUGGAGACUUUUCAUUCGUGGCUCAAAAACAGCAAGACCAAUUAUUUUUGGAUGAUGGCAGAAUUUUGUACCCUUCAAAAGACAUUAUGAUGAUUUCCAAAAAAAUAUGUGUUCAUGGUGGUAUCAAUCAGUCACCAAAAGAGGCAUUGUGUGGCAAUUCGUAUGCCUAUUUUCUAUGUUGUCCACAAACAAAACAUAUUUUCAUUAAUUCUUCAUUCAUUUUUCAAAAACACCAAGAUCGAUGGCGUGAAGUUUGUUGGGAACGAAAGAAGAAGGAUGGGCCGAGUUCAUGGGAAUGUAUGGAAGUGGUUUUUCAUCCACAAAUGGAAGAUACGGUUAGGAUUGAAUUUGGCGAGUUAUUUGAGUUAUUUGAAGAAGAACAUGUGUAUGUGGAGAAAAGACCAAGUUGA
Messenger RNA from Lactuca saligna, 1050 nucleotides. The record is from the annotation of a GenBank genome assembly. Lineage: Eukaryota; Viridiplantae; Streptophyta; Magnoliopsida; Asterales; Asteraceae.